AUGGUGUUCCAUGAUGACAGUCCUGUAGUUAAUAUUAAUACUAAACACAAUUUUGGCUUUUUUCAGGUGCUCGUUACAAUCUAUGCAGACUACAUUGCUCCUUUGUUUGAUAAAUUCAUUCCACUUCCUGAGGGAGAGCUCAAGCAACAAAUUGAAGUAAUGGCAAAGAGCAUUGACUUCCCAUUGACGAAGGUGUAUGUUGUUGAAGGUUCAAAGCGUUCUUCUCAUAGCAAUGCUUACUUCUAUGGAUUCUUCAAGAAUAAGCGGAUAGUGCUGUUUGACACGCUCCUAGAAGAUUAUUCUGCAUUGAACAAAGAACCAGUAGAAGGAGAAGAGGGUGAGAAUGAAGAAACAAAGUCUAAAACAAAAAAUAAAAAGCAAGGAUGUAAAAAUGAAGAAGUUCUGGCUGUUCUUGGUCAUGAAUUGGGUCACUGGAAGCUAGGUCACACUGUCAAAAACAUUAUUAUCAGCCAAAUGAAUUCCUUCCUCUGCUUCUUCUUGUUUGCUGUUCUGAUUGGUCGAAAAGAACUCUUUGCUGCAUUUGGCUUCUACGAGACUCAGCCGACCCUGAUAGGCUUGAUGAUUAUUUUCCAGUUCAUUUUUUCACCUUACAAUGAGAUUCUCUCCUUUUGCUUGACUGUAUUAAGCCGACGAUUUGAGUUUCAAGCAGAUGCAUUUGCCAAGGAACUUGGAAAGGCUAAAGACCUAUAUUCUGCUUUGAUCAAACUAAACAAAGAUAACUUAGGAUUUCCUGUUUCUGACUGGAUCUUUUCAAUGUGGCAUUAUUCCCAUCCACCCCUUUUAGAAAGACUUCAAGCCUUGAAAGAUGCAAAGCAAGAGUGACAGGAGCCUGUGGGGCAGACAGCACUUCCAUCCAGAGGCAAAGUUAGGAACAUCUCUUAAAAACGGGUGUGAUGUUAACAGCACGACAAAUCCAAGAAUCCUGAAACAGUAUUAAAUUAUGACUUUUUAUUUUUAAACAAAAACAAAGUGGUGGAAUUUAAUUUAGAAUAAAGUCUUGGGUGAAGGCCAGGCCUCCUAUGCUCUGGCUUGUAUCUCCGUAUAGAUUUGUAAGGGGAGAAAAAUAUAAUAUUUUGAGGCACCUAUUUCUUAAAUUUUACAUUGGUUUUGAUUCUUUUCCCCUUCUUGGUGUUCUGUGAACUUUCUCUGUCUCCACCUUCACUCACAAUGAAGACGUUUUGAAUGCUAUGGUUUCUUACAUCGUAACUGUACUAGCCGGUCACUGUGUUUAAAAAGAGUUUAAUGCAGGUAUGAGCCUUUCAGCUGGAGUUAAAUCCAUGUCUGUCGUAAGGGAAAAUGCUGUUUCUCUGAAAUGUGACAAUACGGAUGAGUCAGAGCCAAAGAAAUAAAUCAUGGCCUCCUUGAAAAUGAGGAUUAGUCUGUAUUCAGUAUUGGUACAGAGGGAUACAUUGGGCUGUCCUCUUCUCCAUUCUGCUUCUGGGGGUGCAGAAGAAUGUUAAGGAGAAGUGAAGGCAGGACCCAUGCAUUAAAGAAAGUUGCAAGUUCUUUGGUCUUCCUCCUCUUGCUUAUAAGCAUAAUGGUUAACAGCAUUUCCACACCUCGGUUCCUCCAUUUCUGUCAACCUUUGCCUAAUUUAAUUGUGUAUAUGGAAGAGAUCUGAUGCUCAGGCAGUGUGUUCACGUUGAACUUUAAUUCUGAGGUCCGCAGAGGGUUUUUUCAUUCAUCUGGACUUAACUGAAACAGUGUGGGAACUCAGAAAAUAUUGCUUGUGAUCAUUGUAAUACAAGUAAUCCAAGAUACGGUUUGUCUGUAUAGGCUGGGGAAGGGUGAAGGGGUAUUUGGAGAAAUGGCUUCUGCAUCUGUCAUCACAGGCAAGAUGUGGAAUUGAAUUUACUUUUGUUGAAUAAAGAUAGAAAUUAAAUAUGG
This is a messenger RNA of Meleagris gallopavo (turkey), 1908 nucleotides long. The record is from RefSeq and is a predicted model, not a curated record. NCBI's taxonomy places the organism in Eukaryota, Metazoa, Chordata, Aves, Galliformes, Phasianidae.